Messenger RNA from Pseudopodoces humilis (Tibetan ground-tit), 900 nucleotides. Lineage: Eukaryota; Metazoa; Chordata; Aves; Passeriformes; Paridae. The record is from RefSeq and is a predicted model, not a curated record.
GCCAAGAUGGCGGCGGCGCUGGGGGCGCUGCUGGCGCUGCUCGGUGUGUCACCUGUCCAGGUGUGGUCUCUCCAGGUGACAAUCCCCGAACCCCGCACCGUGGCUCUCCUGUUCCAGCCGGUUCUGCUGCGCUGCCAAUUCCAGGUGAGCUCACCUGGGCCCCCCCCCAUCGUCACCUGGAAGUACAAAUCCUUCUGUCCCGACACCUGGAGCUCACCUGGCGCCUCGGGGGCCUCACCUGGCGCCUCGGGGGCCUCACCUGGCGCCUCGGGGGCCUCACCUGGCGAGGCGGCCGCCGCCUGUCCCGACUGGGCUCGCACCGUGCGCAUCGUGGCCACCAAGCAGGGCCAGCAGGUGACACUGGGAGAUUUCUACCUGGGCAGGGCCGUCACCAUCCAGGGAGGUGCGGAGCUGAGCCUGGGCCCCGCGGCGUGGGGUGACAGCGGGCUGUACCUGUGCACCGUCACCUCCACCACCGACCUGCAGGGCAACAACGAGGGCGUGGCCGAACUGGUGGUACUGGGGUCGCUGCCCGAGGGCUCCCGGCUCCUGCCCGAGGGGACCCUGCCAGACUGGCUGUUCGUGGUGCUGCUGCUGUUGGGGGCGGGGCUGUUGCUGUUGGGGGCGGGGCUGUGCUGGUGCCAGUGCUGCCCCCACACCUGCUGCUGUUACCUGCGCUGCCCCUGCUGCCCCCGCACCUGCUGCUGCCCCGAGGCGCUUUACCUGGCCGGGAAAGCGGCGACGUCGGGGGGCGCCUUCGGCCCCUCCCCCCACCCCGGACUGCCCCUUCAGCUCCUCGGGAGCAGCCAGAGCUCUCAGGUGCCGCUGCUGAGGGACAGCGACAGCUCAGGUGAGCCCGGGGUGAUUGACAGCUGUCAAUCACGGGACCGGGGCCGGUAA